UAAAGUUUUUUUAUCUUUCUUGUGGAUCAAGAAUGGAGUUUGAGGGUAGGGUAAAAAAAAUGCUCUAAUAUCGCGAAUUAACUUAUCUACUUUAUACAGGGAAAAGUUUAGACAAUCCGACAUCUUCAAUAUAUUCAAAUUAAAGAAAUUCGACAGUAAUUACAGUGAUAUAUGUGAAAAAUAAAUAGUUGUUUAAAGGCUUAACAGGCUCUCUAUCUGCGAUUUCGAUUUCAACUAUGGCGUUCUCAAUAAGAAAUAUUAUUUCAAACAUAUCAUACUUUAAAAAGCCAGGAGAGCACGAAGAUGCACAUAAAAAGAAACGUCGUAACACGUAUGUGUUGGAAAAAUCAAGUUUUGAACUUUUAGACGCUGAUUCAACUUCUAUGCAGUAUACAAGCUUAGAAUUGCCGGAAUCUGUGAAAAAGUUUACAUCAAAAAAAAUCUCCUUGUCCGAUACAGAUAUCCUUAAUUUAUCUGAUGCACCACUUCGUCACAGACGCCGUAAAUGCAAAAAACUAAAGUUAGAUAUAAAAAAAGCAAGCCAAUCCAUGAACCAGCUUGAUUUCAAUGUAGAAAACACACCAAAACAUGUUCUAUUGGAAAGCCUAACAUCAGAAACAUUCAGUGAAAGGUUUAAGGGUUUUGAUUUUAAUAAAUCAUUUGACAUCAACAAUAUAUCUGACAUUGAUUCUUCCAUUGAAGAGGAGGAACUUAUGUCGGAUCAUUCUAAUAGUACAUCAAAAUCGCCAGUUAGAAUGUGCAGGAAGAUGUGCUUAGAACUUCCUUCAAGCGAUGAGAGUAGACCUAUACCAUCAACUUCACCCGAAUCAUUUGCAGAUGUUGAGUUUGAUAAAAAUGAAGAGCAACGUAUGGAGCUUCUACUGAACUACCAAAUGAAAUUAGAGAAACUUGAUUGCUUCUUAAAAAAAAUGUUUAACGAGUUCCAGUUUCAUAUUGAAGUAUCAAAAAUUUUUCAAUCCAAGUCUGUAGUAACAGCUCUGCCAGGAACAGAUUUAUCCAACAUACCAAAAAAGGUUGGAGACAUUAUGUUGAACAAUUUGGAUUUGAAAAACAUUGAUCCAUCAGGAAGUUGGAAUAUAAUUAUGGAGAAGGAAGAUCAUCAAGCUAAAACAAAAGUUAAAAAACAGUUGCUUUCUAUUAAAUCUUCUAUAGACAACUUUAUCAAUAGUUAUUUACAUAACAACAGAGAAAAUAAAUAUAUGAUUAAAAAAAGAGAACCACCAAUGCGCAUUAACCCUAAAAAGAAGCAAAAAUAUUAUGAUUUCCCAGAUCUAAGGGAUGCAAUGAUAAAUUUAUUUUCAUUUGAAGAAAGUUUAGAAGGCAGUUUUGAUGACUCCAAAUGUCUUUGUAAAUGUCAUAUCUCCCAAACUGAUUCGGGAUUAACAAUUAAGUCUCCAGAGCACUCAACAUCAAUUUCAUCUUCGAUUGGCAACUUUACUCUUGAUACAUCAAAGUUAACAGCUUACUCUGAAUCUCUAGACCAGGUUUUCAGUUAUAACAGCUUCCAAGACUCCUUGCAUAGUAUGUUUCUUCAAAAAGCUACCAUUGAACGCAUAACAUUCUAUAUACAAGUGCAUAGCAUUCAAUUACAUUGUGAAUCUAAUUUUGAAACAAAAAAUAUGGUGCUAUUCUAUUGUCCUUCGUGUAAAACAAACAAUGCUGAUGAAAACGAUCUUCUGAAACAUAUUUUGAGUCAGUCACACUGUGAAAAAAUACAUUUUCUUUACAAAACAGCUUAUAUUAAAAAGUGUGUGUCAGCUGGGAAAGAAAUACAGCCUAGUACUGUUUUGAAUCCAAUGAAAAUGUACAGAGAUGAUAAUAAAAUUGUCUGUUUUGGUGAUGCAUUGUAUGCUUGUUCAUUGUGCUUUGAGAAUCUAAUUAUGGGUGAAUCAGUCUUGAUGGCUCAUUGUUCUGAUCCUGAACAUGUGGAACGUAAAGAUAAGUUACAUGAAAUAAUUAAUUAAUAUUGUAGUAAGGUAAGUUAUCCAACUAUAUAAAGCAUUUCAUGACAUUUGUGUGAAAAAUAUUGGUUAGUGAUUAAACAAACUUAUUAUUUGUUAAGAUUUUAUGAAAUAAGAAAAGUUGACCACUUACCAAAACCACAUUUACGUUUUUUUAUAAAACACUAUUUUUGUCAGCAAUGGGCAUCAGUACAUUCAGAUUACCAUCUGUUUGAUGGAAAUUAAUUCAUUUUGGUUAUUAUAUGGUAUAUAUUAAAAA
Pieris brassicae (large cabbage white) is the source of this 2241-nucleotide messenger RNA. RefSeq lists its product as uncharacterized. The transcript has a single exon. Bases 237 to 1985 code for a protein of 582 amino acids. NCBI's taxonomy places the organism in Eukaryota, Metazoa, Arthropoda, Insecta, Lepidoptera, Pieridae. The record is from RefSeq and is a predicted model, not a curated record.